Bipolaris victoriae FI3 is the source of this 1290-nucleotide messenger RNA. RefSeq lists its product as hypothetical. Gene Ontology annotation, biological process: maturation of LSU-rRNA from tricistronic rRNA transcript (SSU-rRNA, 5.8S rRNA, LSU-rRNA); box C/D snoRNP assembly; snoRNA localization. NCBI's taxonomy places the organism in Eukaryota, Fungi, Ascomycota, Dothideomycetes, Pleosporales, Pleosporaceae. The transcript has 2 exons. Gene Ontology annotation, cellular component: pre-snoRNP complex; nucleus. Bases 1 to 1290 code for a protein of 429 amino acids. The record is from RefSeq and is a predicted model, not a curated record.
AUGGACAACACCUCGAGUGCACCGCUGCUCAACGAGCUGUGCAGCGUUUGCAAUACCACACAGUUCAAAUACCGCUGCCCUGGUUGCAGUGCGCGCACUUGCUCACUGCCGUGCUACAAGCGACACCAGCAAUGGGCCCAGUGCUCCGGCAAACGUGAUCCCACCAAAUUUGUGAAAAAGUCACAGCUGCUAACACCUGCCGGCAUUGACCAUGACUUCAACUUCCUCUCCGGAAUAGAGCGGGAUCUCGACAGAGCUGACAAGGUUGCCGCCCAUGCCUCUGCUGCCGCCCCCUCCGAGGGUCUGUCAAAUCGCCAGCGCGCUGGUGUGCCCUAUGCUAAACUCGAGGCUGCUGCUGCUGUCAAUAUCAUCCGAGCGCCCCAGGGUUUGAGCAGACAAAGGGAGAACAAGUCGCACAUGUCGGCCACAAAGUUAGUCGCCCCGGUUAAACCCAACAUGUCCACAACACUACUGAUCUGUAUCCCCAGAAAAGUUUCUCGCAAUAUCGUAUGGACAGUUGAGUGGAUAGAUGAUGCGUCCAAGACGCGUGUGCUUACUCAGACCUCGUCGGUACAACAGAUAAAAGAUGCCCAGCCCUUUGCCCACUAUGGCGUUAAUAGCAAAAGCAAGAAACGGAAGCUCAACACUGAAACUCCUGCUACUACCAUUCUUGAAUCAACCCAUCCACAGCAACAUGUCGCGCCUGUUGCAGAGGAUCAAGACCAGCCACUCCAACAGAUCCACGUGGACGUUCCGAUCAGCGACGCACAGUCGUCGUCUGUCCGAGGAGGAGCAACCCCUCCUCGGUCAGAAAAAGGACAAACGUUCAAAAGAGAAGCGGACGUGGCAGACGGACACCCUAGCGAUAAUGAUCAUGAUGAGCCAAGCACCCAUACCAUGGGUCGUAGCGGGCAGCCCAGGUUUUUUCUACUAAAACCUCGCACGAGCACGAGCCGCCACGUACUCAUACCACUUGAUUACUCGUGUACACUCGCUGAAAGCCUACAUGGCCAGACCAUUCUCGAGUUCCCAACUAUACAUGUGUUUCCUGCAGAUAUGGAUGAGUUACCCAAACAAGAGUUUAUGCUAGAGGAAGAGUACGCCAAGCUGGAAGGUGAGCAACAAAAGGAGUUUGACGAGUUGAUGGGAGAACUUGAUCCUGAGAUUUUAAAGAGAUUGAAGGAAGGCGAGGAUGGGAUAGCCAAGAAUGGAAUAGGUAAUGCUGAGGAGGAAGUUGACAGCAAGAAGAUCCUGGAUGUGCUCAAGCAAGAUCUCGGCGGACGCUUGUGA